This is a messenger RNA of Penicillium nucicola, 495 nucleotides long. RefSeq lists its product as uncharacterized. Bases 1 to 495 code for a protein of 164 amino acids. The record is from RefSeq and is a predicted model, not a curated record. The transcript has a single exon. Lineage: Eukaryota; Fungi; Ascomycota; Eurotiomycetes; Eurotiales; Aspergillaceae.
AUGAUGUAUUUUGUUGAAGGAAUUGCAACAGCGAACAAGACCAAAGUCGGAGAGCGUUUGCCAUGGGUAUUCAAUGGAUGGAGCCUGCCUCGAUCUAUUGAAGUUGAUAGCAUGCUGGACGAAUGGUUGAUAUGCGGAAUCAAAGUCACCUGGAACACAAAUAGCAGUCAGACAUUAGAUGUUUGGCGGGUUUCAGAUGUCAAACCGAGUGUGGAUGGGGAUAAUGAGGUUGAUCUGCACAUUGGCCUCUGGGUCGAACGCGAAGUGCUUGAGCAGAUGGCUCCUUCCUUGCUUGAAAGUAGGUGCUUCGAGAAUAUUCAAAGCAUGGGAAAGCUGAUUCAGUUCGAAGAUCCUAUUACCGAUUUUAACAAACUUCCACUGUCCAAGAGAGAGGCUGGCAUGAAGAGUGCUGGGCACAAGAAGAAGCAGGCCAUGCAGAGUUCUAAGCCGCUACGUCGUUCGGUCAAAUCAAAAAAACUUCAAGCACGUAAGUGA